Molecule: messenger RNA, 984 nt
Organism: Striga asiatica
Lineage: Eukaryota; Viridiplantae; Streptophyta; Magnoliopsida; Lamiales; Orobanchaceae
Source: the annotation of a GenBank genome assembly
CUUUGGCCCUUUUAUCUCUCUCUAGGGUCGAACACAGAGAGAGAAACAGAGCGGCAAUGGAGGGCUCGAAAAUUUUGCCCCAAACUCGAAAAAGGCCGUUCGAACAAACCGCCGGCAAUCUUCAGGAUUCACCUUACUACAAAGUUCGUGCUGUUCUGAAAGAUCUUCGACCCCACUUCAUUGAGGUGCUCAAGACCCCGGAUUUCCGAAAUUGCAAGGCAGCUAGUGAGAUUCGUGAAGGCAUGAAGCUUUUGGUAGAUCACUACAAAGACAUGAUAUCUGAAGCCAUCAAGCUUGAGGCCCUCAACAACACUCCAAUCCAUCCAUCUCCCAGCAUUCCAAAUGGGCCGAAGCCCGCUGUUAGCUCAGCCCAGAAUGGGGCCCCUAUUCAGCUCUCGGGCCAUAAGGCCCAGGGGACGUAUAUAGUUGGGGGCUCUGCUUUCGGAUGGAACUUCAUUACGUUCAACAGUAACAAAGCUGCUUAUUACGGGCGAACGAAAGAGGAUUUUCGGGCUGCAAAUGUCAAGCCCCCUGAAGUUCGGAGUACUGAUUUGGACGACGAGUGCAAGCUGAAAUUCUUGGAGCUGAAGGCAAAAAGGAACUUCCGAUACAUUGUUUUCAAGAUUGACGACAAAGGCAAUCAAGUGAUGGUGGAGAAGGCCGGCAGCAAUGGCGAAACCUAUCAGGAUUUUGCCGACAGCUUGCCGGGAAAUGAGUGUCGUUACGCGGUCUUCGACUAUGAUUUCAUCACCAACGAGAACUGCCACAAGAGCAAGAUCUAUUUCAUUGCAUGGUCACCAGAUACUGCAAAGGUGAGAACCAAGAUGCUGUAUGCAAGUUCAAAAGACAGAUUCAAGAGGGAAUUAGAUGGGAUUCAAGUGGAAUUACAAGCCACUGAUCCUAGUGAGAUGAGCUUGGAAAUCAUCAAGGAAAGAGCUUACUGAAAAUUUCCUUAAUUCCCCACACAUAUAUAUAUAUAUAUAU